GAGGAGAGAUACUGGGUUGUCAGUGAAGGACUGAGAGGACAGACGAGGGUGGAGGACUCACUCUGGUGAAUGAGAAGCUCUCUGCAUUACAGCACACAGAGGAAACACACAGGGCUGCAGGGUCUUCUGGGAAACUGAGUUUUUUUACACAUUUUCACACAGUUGCUCCCAGUCUUUUUUUUUUAGUCUGAGAUCCAAAAUGGAGGACGCAGAGAAUCAUACCUACAAACCUGCACUGUACACUACACAAGGCAAACAGGUGACCCUGGUGGUGAAGAGAGGGGCGGAGUAUGUGAGGAGCAGAACCACCAUCUUCCUGCUCGUGGCUCUGUUGGCUUCUGUCUGUGCCAAUAUCGUACUGGGAGUUCUCUUGGCCAACAGGUCUGUCUUGUCUGUGGGGAUGCAGUCUGAGGAGGUUCCUUCUCUUCAGAAGGAGCUGACCAGAGUACGUCGAGAUGAAAAAGUCAGUCUAGACCAGGCCCCGGCGGGAAACACCUCCUCACCAACAAACUUGACAUGUACGCCGUGUCCUGAGGGCUGGUUGUACAUUGAUAAAAAAUGUUAUGAGUUUAGUGAAGAUAAACUGGACUGGUACAAUAGCACAGACAGCUGUGCUUCAAAGGGGGGUCAUCUCGCCAUACUUCGCACACAAAAACAACACGAUAGCCUGCAGAAAGAGGCCAAUGCGAUUGGUGGGUUUGAUUAUCAUUACUGGAUUGGCCUAUCAGAGGCAGAGACAGUGGGAGAGUGGAACUGGGUGGACAACACACAUGUCAAUAAAACGUUUUGGAGCAAAUGGGACAAAACGUACAAACAUGCCCACAACGCCACGGAGAAAAUGUGCGUCGUAUUCAACACAAAUGGCGAGAGUUGGCACAGCGUUCCGUGUAACUACAUUUACAAAAGAAUCUGUGAGAAGGACGUCGUUUGGAUGUACCGUGAAUGAGACAGCAGAAGACACCUCUUCCGCUCUUUGAGUUUCUCAGUUCAUCUUGUCGUGGAUAAAGAUCAAGUCAAUAAAAUUUGAUGUGAAAAACACAAA
This is a messenger RNA of Chanos chanos (milkfish), 1042 nucleotides long. Its product is annotated as CD209 antigen-like protein C. Lineage: Eukaryota; Metazoa; Chordata; Actinopteri; Gonorynchiformes; Chanidae. The transcript has 6 exons. The record is from RefSeq and is a predicted model, not a curated record. The coding region runs from base 200 to 946 and encodes 248 amino acids.